UCUAAUGGCCAUGAAUCCGAAAUGACCAUCCUUCUCCAUACAUGUCAUCAAAUAAUAAGCUGGUAAUAACAACGCUCAACAUGCGAAGUGGCAUUCCAUUAGAAUAAUUCGCACUGAAAGUACCACGAAAAUGGAUGUUCAGCCACCCCAAGUUUUGAAAACGCCGCUGCAGGUGCCCAGGAAGACGCUGAUGGGACCGGGACCUUCCAAUUGCUCCCCGAGGGUCAUGAAUGCCAUAGGGCAGCCUAUUUUGGGACACAUGCAUCCGGAGAUAUUCAAGAUAAUGGACGACAUCAAAGAAGGCAUCCGCUAUGUAUUCCAAACCGCUAACCCCCUCACCCUCGUCGUUAGCACGUCCGGCCACGGCGGCAUGGAAGCCGUCCUGUGCAACCUCCUCGAGCCGGGUGACACCGCGCUCAUCGCCAUCAACGGCAUCUGGGGCCAAAGAGCGGUGUCCAUGGCCACUCGCUACGGCGCUCGGGUGGUCACCCUCGAAACAGAAGUCGGUAACAACUUCACCCUCGCCCAGAUCGAAAACGCGGUCCACAAGCACAAACCAACCCUCCUGUUUGUAACCCAAGGGGAGAGUUCUUCAGGAGUGUACCAGAACGUGGAAGGAAUUGGCGACAUCUGUCACAGAUAUGGGUGUCUUCUAGCUGUCGACACGGUAGCGUCGUUGGGCGGAGUUCCGCUAUUCGUGGACAGAUGGGGCAUCGAUGCGGUGUACACGGGGUCGCAGAAGGUGCUAGGGGCACCUGCGGGGCUAGCGCCUAUUUCGUUCAGUCCUAGAGCACAGGAGCGAAUUUUUGCUCGGAAGACCCCGGUGAAGGUUUUAUACUGGGAUAUGACUGUUUUGGGGGACUACUGGGAUUGUUUUGGGCGUUCCAGGGUUUAUCACCACACUAUUGCGUCGCAGUUGCUUUACGGGUUGAGGGAGGGGCUCGCGCUUGUGGUAGAGGAGGGGCUGGAAAAUGUGAUUCAGAGGCACCAGGACUGUGCCCAGCGGUUCUAUCAAGGUUUGGAUAAGUUGGGUCUGCAACUGUUUGUCGAAGACGAGUAUAAAAGGUUGCCUACGGUCACUUCUAUAACGGUGCCCGAUUGGGUGGACUGGCGCGACGUGGUCGCUUACGCCAUGAAGAAUCACUUUGUGGAGAUCAGCGGUGGUUUGGGUCCUACCGUUAAUAGAGUUUUUAGGGUGGGGUUGAUGGGAUAUAAUGCGACUCAGGACAAUGUGGACCUGGUUUUGCGAGUACUGGGGGAGGCUUUGCACUACGCACAAGGUGUUCAACGUAGUAAACUAUGAAGUGUUUGUGAAGCGUUUAUUCUAGCUAGCAGUCCUAAUUAAUGUCAACAGAAGAAAUAAAAUUACCAAAUGCAAUCUUGA
Messenger RNA from Zophobas morio, 1384 nucleotides. Its product is annotated as alanine--glyoxylate aminotransferase-like. The transcript is spliced from 6 exons. The coding region runs from base 131 to 1303 and encodes 390 amino acids. Gene Ontology annotation, cellular component: peroxisome. Lineage: Eukaryota; Metazoa; Arthropoda; Insecta; Coleoptera; Tenebrionidae. The record is from RefSeq and is a predicted model, not a curated record. Gene Ontology annotation, molecular function: L-alanine:glyoxylate transaminase activity; L-serine:pyruvate transaminase activity.